Neurospora hispaniola is the source of this 168-nucleotide messenger RNA. RefSeq lists its product as uncharacterized. The record is from RefSeq and is a predicted model, not a curated record. NCBI's taxonomy places the organism in Eukaryota, Fungi, Ascomycota, Sordariomycetes, Sordariales, Sordariaceae. The transcript has a single exon. The annotation marks the transcript as partial.
AUUAUUAGCCCCACGGAGGAUGUCACGGCGCCCACGGUCAAUGUGCUGGGCAUUCAGGUACUCGAUGAAUCCGACUGGAUUGACUUUGUGGCCGGGGUUGUUGGAAGGGGCCGCCCACGUUUUCUUCAGACCCCCCCGGUUCCUCCGUCGAAUGAAUCCCUGUACUAG